AUGCGCGAGUCUCUGCUGCCGCCGUCUCUGUAUACGUUAUACGCAAACCUUGUGGCGUACGCAAUGGCCAACAAACGCCUCAGCCAUUCCAAGUGCACUGUGCGCGUGAAGGGCAAAGCCGACGCAGCCCAGGAGUACAACCGCACCUUGUCACUGUUUAUGG
Messenger RNA from Sphaeroforma arctica JP610, 163 nucleotides. RefSeq lists its product as hypothetical. The record is from RefSeq and is a predicted model, not a curated record. The annotation marks the transcript as partial. Lineage: Eukaryota; Ichthyosporea; Ichthyophonida. The transcript has a single exon.